This is a messenger RNA of Penicillium canescens, 1452 nucleotides long. RefSeq names its product major facilitator superfamily domain-containing protein. Gene Ontology annotation, molecular function: dipeptide transmembrane transporter activity; allantoate transmembrane transporter activity. Lineage: Eukaryota; Fungi; Ascomycota; Eurotiomycetes; Eurotiales; Aspergillaceae. Gene Ontology annotation, cellular component: plasma membrane. The record is from RefSeq and is a predicted model, not a curated record. The transcript has 7 exons. Gene Ontology annotation, biological process: allantoate transport; transmembrane transport; tripeptide transport. The coding region runs from base 1 to 1452 and encodes 483 amino acids.
AUGGCCUCAACUGAAAAGAACAAUUCCAUCAUGGCAAAGACCUCAAUCGAUUUUGCAACCCCAGAUUUUAGUACAGGAGAGGCAGAGUCAAACUUGGUCAUGACCCCUGCUGAGGAGCGAAAACUCGUCCGGAAGAUUGACUUACAUUUGGUUCCGCUGAUGUUUGUUCUGUAUCUGUUCCAAUAUCUCGACAAGACAUCCCUUGGCUAUACCGCGAUCAUGGGCAUCAUACAGGACGCAAAACUUGUGGGGACGCAAUAUUCCUGGGUAUCCAGCUUCUUCUAUGUGGGAUUUCUCGCAGCAAGCCCUCUAGCUUCAAUCCUGUUGGUCAAGUUCUCGGUGGCGAAAGUCGUAGUAGUCACAGUACUGAUAUGGGCGGGUAUACAGAUGUGUAUGGCAGCUGGCAAUAACUUUGGGAGUCUUGCUGCCCUGCGCAUCUUGCUGGGGGCUUUUGAGGCUGCAGUGAACCCAGGGUUUACGAUCAUAACAUCUACGUGGUAUAAACCGUCCGAACAUGCUCUGCGGCAUGGCUUAUGGUACGGAGGAUCCAGUGUGGCCUACAUCUUCGGUGGCGUUCUUGCAUAUGGCAUCUCCCAUAUUAACAGUGCGAUCAAAAGCUGGCAGUUCCUGUUUAUCAUCUUCGGGGCCGCUACCUUUGUUUGGGGGCUGCUUGUUCUGUGGCUUUUGCCGGACAACCCUCAAACCGCAUGGUUUCUCAGUGAGAGGGAAAGGAAGUUGGCUUUUGCCCGUGUGCAAGGUGCAAGACGCUCAGCCGAGACCAGGCAGUGGAACCAUGGGCAGAUGAGGGAAGCACUAAUGGAUCCUCGAUCCUGGCUGCUGUUCUUACUCUGUGUAUUUACCACUCUCCCAGGUGGUGGCAUGACGGCGUUUGGAAGCGUUAUCCUGACGAGCUUCGGCUACAGCGUGUUGCAGACCCAACUUCUCACCAUGUCACAAGGCGCUUUUCUCCUGUUUUUUGUCGUCUUCACCGUGGGUAUAUCAAUGACAUUCAAGAACGCCCGAUGCGUGUCUAUCGCUCUGCUCAACGUCAUCUCCCUGGCAGGGGCCUUGAUGAUCAAACUGCUCCCAGAGUCGCACAAGCUGGGUCGCCUUGGGGGACUAUGGUUGAUCAGCGCCUACGCCAGCUCCUUUCCUACAAUUCUCAGUCUCGUGUCAAGCAACAUCACUGGACAUACUAAGAAGUCGACAGUCAAUGCAAUGCUCUUUGCUGGCUUCUGUGUAGGAUACAUUGUCGGCCCACUUACCUUUUUGCCGCGAGAAGCCCCAACUUACCAGACUGCGUUCAACAUCAUGAUUGCUUGCUUCGUUCUUAAUGUCAUGAUCAUUAUAAUCAUGAGACAGCUGAUGGCGAGAUGGAACAAGAAGCGCGAUCAAGAGUCUGGCACUGAGGCCAGCUCAAGUGAACAAGCUGUCGAAGACAGUGCAGUUUAG